AUGCCCUUUCAUCCCAAACGUCGUUCUCACCCACUACGUGGGAACCGCCCGUACUCCGUCAUCUCGCGCACUCUCGACCUCGACUUCUUGAAAUCGAUCUCUAACUCGUAUCCACUCCCCGACGGUCAACUCCACCACGCGCGCGGGUCCUCCUCUAGGCCCUCGGAUCAGUCCUCGUCCAUCGCCGUUCGAUGGCACUCUGAUCUCCGGUCAUCCGUUGCACACGAAGUCCCUCCCGGCUCACGGAUGAAGGCCCUCGGGUCGUUCUCCUCGUAA
This is a messenger RNA of Knipowitschia caucasica, 276 nucleotides long. The record is from the annotation of a GenBank genome assembly. NCBI's taxonomy places the organism in Eukaryota, Metazoa, Chordata, Actinopteri, Gobiiformes, Gobiidae.